AUUUGAUACUAAUUUGUGUAUGUGUGUGUGUAAAAUGCGAUAAAUUAUAAUAGUUGAAAUAUAACAAAAGUGAAAGUACAAAAACGUUUUGAAAUACGACUGAAAAGACAUAUUAGUUUCGUUAAAUGAUUAAAACUUUUAAAAAAUAUUAUUUUAAUAAUAUAUAAUCUUUCUUAAAAGAUAAUUCAGUAUUAAAUGUAUUAAAUGUAAUUAUAUCAUUUUAAUCAUUUAGUAAUUGUUCUUAUUGUUUUCUUACAUCUCCGAGUUGUACAAGAGAAUGAUAUGUGGAAACAUGUUUUAUUUGAAAAAUUUUUAUCAAGAUAUGGAAAGUAAGAAAAUAAUUGUAACACAACUGAAAAUCAUUUGCGUUAGAUAGUGUACUUUUUUUUAUUAAACAGUUUGCUCGUACACGACGUAAAAUGGAAAAAAAAUUACCUAUUCUGGCAUCUGAAAAAAAAAACCAUCGAUUUCCAUUAUCUAAAGGUCUUCGGCUAAAGAUACCGACGAGCGCCACAACUGGCGAGGUAAGCGUGCAGGGUUGCUCGGUCGAGUGGUGGUCUGCGGUUGAUAAGGGCAUUCCAGGCGGUAACUUCGAACGCCUCGAUUGGCGGCUAUUUGGAGAAAACGGUCCUUCAACCGGAGCUCUUGUCUUCGGAAGGAUGAAGUAUUCGCAGUCCGAGGUAGAACGUCGACGUCGUUCCUUCUCCAGGAACCGGAUUAUUUAACAGUUAAUCGAAAGAAAAAAUAAGCCUUGUAUUUUGUUUAAAAGAAAAAGGAAAAGACAGAUCAAAAAUCGCGAGGUGAACAUCCGACAAGCGUAUCGAAAUAGAAUCCUAUCUUUACGAGCGCUGCGAUUUUAUACAUUGUUAAGUCUGUUAAAAAAUAUAUCGAUCGAUACCGAUCAUUUAAAGUGCAGUAUUCCAAUGUUAUGGGAGUCAAUCCUCUGAUAAAAUCCGUGGCAUUUCCGCCUUCGUCCAAAACGCUUCGAGAAUCUGCCAUGCGAACACCGGGAUACUGGCUGCUGUUAGUCAUGGGUGCAUUUUUUGUCUGCUGUUUGUGGAGGAUCGGCUCGAUCAGCUGGAGUUCCAGCAUGCGCGCGAAAGCACUGAUCCACUUCGACCUGUCGAUCCCAUCGUCAUCGUCGUCGUCAUCGUCGUUGUCGUCGUUGUCAUCGUCGUCAACGUCACGUCGACCUCCCUUCGACAGGACCGACGCGAAAGUCUCUCGCGACGCCGAACGCCGGAAACAUCGGAGCAUCCUGUCCAAGUACAUGCUGCAGUUGUACCACAGGCGUCCGGACGCCGAUGUCGUCCGCGCGAUUCAGCCGGUGCACACCUCCGGUCCGCUCAGCGACGGCGGCAGGAUCCUGGAGUUUGCGAUCCCAUCCGUCGGCGUCGACGAGAUGCUAAAGGCUGCCGAAUUACUCGGGAUAGCCGGCGCGAUAAUCAGAGUGCGAUCGUUGAAUGACCUGUCGCCGACGAGGAAUGAAAGCGAAGAGAUCCGGAGAUCCAGGAAGGACGACGCCUGGCGAGCUUUCGACAUCACGUCCAUCGUCGCCGGCAGGGACGGUGGCAUCAUCAAGCUCUACGUCCACGGCAGGUUGACCUAUCGUCCUUACGGCGACAAUCCGAUUCUCCUGCUGAAUUACAGCAAGGUAAAGGGCAUCCAGCGCCAUCGUCGAGCCAUCGUGGAGGAUCAAGAGGAUCAGGAUCGCUGGGAGGACGAGUUGCCGCUGCGAAGACGACGCCGGAACAGCUGUCGCCGGCGUUCCAUGUACGUCGACUUCGCCUUGAUCGCGUACGACGAGUGGGUGGUUGCGCCGCCGGGAUACGAGGCUUAUCAGUGCACGGGCAAGUGCUUCUUCCCGCUGGGCGAUCACCUCAGCCCGACCAAACACGCGAUAGUUCAGACGUUGAUGCACGGCGCUUUUCAGACCAGCGAGGAUCUCCGUGGCAACAAAUUCAUCGGUAGAGCUUGCUGCGUGCCUACCAGACUGGCGCCCACGAGUCUACUCUAUCUGGACGCCAGUGGUACUUUGACCUACGAGUACGGCUACGAGGACAUGGUCGUCUCCGAGUGCGGUUGUCGUUAAUCAAUGAGAUAAGAUUAGAUGUUGCAGACAGUGGACGAACACGUGUUUUUCGCUUUUUUUAAUUAACAGAAAUAACGGAUGUUGCGUAGAAACGAGCAUACAAAAAUGCAGAAUAUAAUUUAAAUACAGUUGAACCCAGAUGCGUCAUGAUCUUCGAAGGAGAGAAAAAAAAAGGAAAAAGAAAGAAUAUAGAAGAAUACAUCUUCAUUUCUUAUAUAUAAUAUAUACAUCUUCAUUCGCGUAACAUUAAAAGUAAAACUAAGAUAAGAAAUGUAAAACAAGACGAAUUAGAGUCAAAUUAUGUUUCAAAUUAUGUUUUAUAUACCAAAGUGAUCCUGUUAAAAAUUAAUUCUUAAGAUUAACCAAAAAUAUUUCCGAUUUUUUAAAUUUUAUCUUCUUUAUCCAAAUUUUUAAAACAGUUUUCACAUAACAAUAUUAAUCCCAUAAAUACGGUAACUAAUUAUGAAAUAAAAUUGCGUAACAUCACUGUGUUCGUAGAAAACUUCGAAUAUCAUACCGAGGUUCAAAUGUUGCAUUAUCAUUAGAUUAUUAUACUCAGAUGCCACUCCUACACUGAGAAUCACAAUAAAAAAAUAACAGUUUCA
Messenger RNA from Monomorium pharaonis (pharaoh ant), 2697 nucleotides. Its product is annotated as bone morphogenetic protein 2-like. Gene Ontology annotation, biological process: BMP signaling pathway; SMAD protein signal transduction. Gene Ontology annotation, cellular component: extracellular region. The record is from RefSeq and is a predicted model, not a curated record. NCBI's taxonomy places the organism in Eukaryota, Metazoa, Arthropoda, Insecta, Hymenoptera, Formicidae. Bases 929 to 2092 code for a protein of 387 amino acids. The transcript has a single exon. Gene Ontology annotation, molecular function: cytokine activity; growth factor activity.